Dendronephthya gigantea is the source of this 1218-nucleotide messenger RNA. Its product is annotated as peroxisomal membrane protein PMP34-like. The coding region runs from base 70 to 1056 and encodes 328 amino acids. The transcript is spliced from 9 exons. Gene Ontology annotation, molecular function: ATP transmembrane transporter activity; coenzyme A transmembrane transporter activity; NAD transmembrane transporter activity. Lineage: Eukaryota; Metazoa; Cnidaria; Anthozoa; Malacalcyonacea; Nephtheidae. The record is from RefSeq and is a predicted model, not a curated record. Gene Ontology annotation, cellular component: peroxisomal membrane.
GCACAUCAUGGCGAGUUGCUCGCCUUUUUUGCAGGACCGAUUUUAGGACCAAUUUUUAUUACAAUAACCAUGAGUAUCAUCUCAAAACCUAUGAAUUUAGGACCUCUUGGCGCUCUUCUUCAUUUUGGCGAAGUUCCUGACUUUCUACGUCAAUUAUUAACACAAAAAAACCUGGUUCAUGCGUUCGCCGGUGCACUGGGUGGUAUAACCUCAUUGUCUGUUUUCUUUCCCUUGGAUACUGCUAGAACACGACUUCAAAUUGAUGAUAAGAGAAAGGCCAAGACGACAUGGAAAGUCGUAUAUGAAAUUUUUGAAGAGGAGGGUUUGUCAGCAUUAUAUCGAGGUUUGCUACCAGUCCUGUCAAGUUUAUACUGUUCAAAUUUUGUCUACUUUUACACAUUUAAUGGACUUAAAGCUGCAUACAUCACUAAGAAUUCACCUGAAACAGCCAUUGUGGAUUUAUUGUUUGGAUUUCUCGCAGGCAUCAUAAAUGUUCUGAUAACAACACCAUUAUGGGUGGCCAAUACAAGAAUAAAACUUCAAGGUGUCAACUUAAAAUCAGAAGAAAUGAAUAAGAAAGUUCAAUAUAAGUACACUGGAUUACUAGAUGCAGUUCAACAGAUAUUUCGUGAAGAAGGAUUCAGAGGUUUAUGGAGUGGAACAAGAGCAUCGUUAGUGUUAGCUACAAAUCCAGCCAUUCAAUUUACGGUUUAUGAAACUGUUAAAAGAUAUAUGCGUGGUACUAACAGAGAGCUUCCAUCGUGGAAGUAUUUUUUAAUUGGUGCAAUCGCAAAAACUGUAUCAACUAUACUAACAUAUCCUUGUCAGAUUGCUCAAUGCAAACAGCGGACUGGCUAUUGGAAAGAUGAGUCAAAAAGACCAAAUUUUAUCGUCAUUAUUGCACAGAUUCUAAGGCAAGGUGGUGUGAGAAGCCUUUAUAAAGGACUGGAGGCGAAGCUCACACAAACUGUGCUGACUGCUGCUUUCAUGUUUUUAACAUACGAAAAAAUACUAGCAUUUGCCUUUUCUUUACUUGGUGUGGAGAGACAGAUAUAGGGGAAAUUUAUCAAAGCGCAUAUUCAAGUCAGAAGUGGAAUUAGUGAUAAAAAAUAUUACAUUUUUAUAGAUUUUGUUGUAUUCUUCACUUGUACUUAAUUCAGGCUGACUUUCAUGUUCAGUAAAAACAAAUUUGUUCUUGGGCAAUGAAAAGCACCCAAC